Closterium sp. NIES-65 is the source of this 3534-nucleotide messenger RNA. The record is from the annotation of a GenBank genome assembly. Lineage: Eukaryota; Viridiplantae; Streptophyta; Zygnematophyceae; Desmidiales; Closteriaceae.
AUGGCUACCCCUAGUGUCCUCACUUUUGACGCUGAGGGUCGGGCCAUUGACUUUGAGGUCUGGGUAGACGACCUGCAACUGUUCUUACAGUGCGAUAGGGCAGACGGCCUCUCUCUCUUUGACCUUACCUCUGGCGCUUCCCCUGCCCCUGCUGCUGAUGCUGACGCCAUUGUUCGCUGCCAGUGGGCCACGCGCGACGCUGCUGCACGUCUUGCUGUGCGUCGCCACCUCCCUACCUCCGAGCGUGCGCACUUUAGUCAGUACAAGAGUGCUCAGACCUUGUACGACGCUGUAGUCGCGCGCUACUCCUCCCCUGCCACUGCUGCACUGAGCCGUCUCAUGCUACCGUACCUCUUCCCUGACCUUGCUGCCUUUCCCACCGUGGCUGACCUCAUUACGCACCUCCGCACUAGUGACACUCGCUACCGCGCUGCACUCCCUGCUGACUUCUGCGCCAAGAACCCCCCCCCCAUGUACAUCACUCUGUACUUCCUAGUCACUCGCCUUCCUGACUCCCUUCGUGUAGUCAGGGACCACUUUCUCUCAGUCUGUCCCACCACACUCACUGUCGAUCUCCUCGAGAAGGCCCUCUUAGCAGCGGAGAAGAGUAUAGUCGCUGUAGGAGCCUCUCGAGGUGACCCGCGCACCCCCAUCUUUGAGGGGUGUUCCCCCUCCCCCCUGCUGCCCUCUGUUGCCUCUGCUGCUACGGCCGACCUCCUUGGUCUUGAGUCGGUCGGUGCGGCGUCUGCCCCUAGCGGGAGACGCCGCCCUGGCAAGGGCAAGGGGGGCAAGGGAGCUGGAGGAGCGGGCGGUGGAGGUGGAGGUGGAGGCGGUGGGGUUAGUGGGGGUGGCGGUGGGAGUGGAGGUGCGGGUGGGGGGGUCAGUGGCGGCGGUGGAGGCGGAGGCGGCGGCGGCGGUGGCGGUGGGAGCGGAGGUGGCGGAGGAGGCGGCGGUGGAGGCGGCGGUGGAGGCGGCGGUGGAGGCGGCGGCAGUAGCGGAGGCGGCGGAGUCGGUGGGGGUGGCGGUGGAGCUGGUCGCGGGCCUUCGCAGAGGAGUGGCUCCGGUAGUGGCGCGCGCCAGCAGCAGCAGCGCGGUCGUGAGACCCUGUCCCCUCAGCAGCUCCGUGAGUGGUACACUGCACGCCAGCGGGGUGGGGGUUUUGGUCCGUGCACCUACGUCCUGCGCACCGGCGACCGUGCGGGUGAGCAGUGUGGGGGUCUGCACCCCACCCAGCGCUGCUUUGGCCGCCUGACGGACGCGUGGCGUCACCAGUUCCCGGAGGCCUCAGAGAUUCCUCGCUGGGGCGAGCUGUCUAGGGCGGGUGUUGCCAUCUUUGAUCUUGACUUUGAUGCUAUUCUCUCUGCCAUGUAUGCUGUGUCUCAUAGUGAUGAGGGUGACUGCUACCGCUGUUUCCCGCCUGAUCCGGGCAUUGAGGCUGCUGCCCUAGGUGCUUGCGACGCUGCUGCUCUAGGUGCUAGUGUGUCUGCGUCCUUAGGUACUGGUGAGUCUGCGCUCUCAGGUACUACGUCGGCUUCGGCCUCCCUCACCUUCACUCUUGACUCUGGGGCGUCUCGCUCCUUCUUUCGGGACCGCACCACACUCACGCCGCUUAGUCGGCCGGUUGCGGUGUCUCUGGCUGACCCCUCCGGGGGUCCUGUACUGUCUCGCUUCUCCACAGUCCUCCCGUGUCCGGCGGCUCCCUCUGGCACCCUGUCUGGUCUCUACCUCCCCUCGUUCUCGACGAACCUGGUGAGUGGUGCUGACCUACAGGAUGGGGGAGUACACCAGUUCACUCCUGCGCGUCAGCGGGUGACGCACUGUACAGAGGCUAGCACAGGCCGGCACCUGGCUACGUUUACCCGUCAGCCGGGGUCGAGCCUGUACACACUGACCACUGCGUCUCCUCCCGUUACUGAGUCUGGUAGAGUCGCUUCGUCCGGUCAGGUGUUUGCUGCAGCGUCUCGGUCUGGUCCUGAGUCUGCCCCCUGUUCGUGUCGUUUCUUGUCUCAUGAGACUCUCCUCUGGCACCACCGUCUUGGUCACCCCUCUCUGCUUCGGCUCAGAGGCAUGGCCUCCCGUCUUCUUGUGUCUGGUCUCCCCCGGUCCCUCCCUCCCCUUCCUCAGGGCCCUGGCCCUGCCUGUGUCCCCCGUGUCGAGGGGCGCCAGCGGGCUACCCCUCACUCCUCCCAGUUUCCUCCGACAGAGGCCCCGUUGCAGACGCUUCACAUGGACGUGUGGGGCCCGGCCCGCGUCCGUGGACAGGGUCACGAGCGCUACUUCCUGCUCGUUGUUGACGACUACUCGCGUUACACCACGGUCUUCCCCUUGCGCAGCAAGGGUGAUGUUACUGAGGUGCUGAUCGACUGGAUCCGUGCGGCUCGUCUCCAGCUCAGGCGGAGCUUUGGCUCGGACUUCCCUGUUCUGCGUCUGCACUCGGACAGAGGCGGAAAGUUUUCCUCUGGCCUAUUGCGAGCCUACUGUCGCGCACGAGGCACCCGUCAGACCUUCACGCUUCCGGACUCACCGCAGCAAAAUGGGAUUGCUGAGCGCCGCAUUGGCAUGGUCAUGGACGUCGCUCGUACGUCUAUGAUGCAUGCGGCUGCCCCCCAUUUUCUGUGGUCGUUUGCGGUUGGCGAUGCGUCGGCGUUCCGGGUCUGGGGAUCUCGGGCGUUUGCCCGCGACUUGUCUUCGGACAAGCUGUCCCCUCGUGCUGCUCCUUGCGUCUUCCUGGGGUUCCCCCCUGACGCGCCUGGGUGGCAGUUCUACCACCCCACCUCUCGACGUGUUUUGUCCUCCCAGGACAUCACGUUUGACGAGUCGGUCCCCUACUACCGCUCUUCCCCUACCGCACUCCGUCCCUCCCCCCACCCCCGCUCUUCCUUGUACCAGGUAGACGCAGUCGAGCCUGUCGAGGUCACUGGUGACUCUGGUGCUGCUGGGGGUGCUGAGCCUGGGGGUGCUGGACCUGGGGGUGCGGAGUCUGGGGGUGCUGAGCCUGGGUGUGCUGCGUCUGGGGGUGCUGAGCCUGGGGGUACUGAGCUUGGGGGUGCUGAGCAUGGGGGUGCUGAGCUUGGGGGUGCUACGCGUGGGGGUGCUGAGCCUGGAGGUGAUACGCCUGGGGGUGCUGAGCCUGGAGGUGCUACGCCUAGGGGUGCUGGGAGUGGAGGUGCUCCGCCUGGAGGUUCUCCGGGUGCUUCUUCUCGCCGGGAUCCACUCUCUUUACAGGAGCUGCGCGAGUGGUUUGCCCGGCGCUGGCGCCGUACUGCUGGUGCUGGAGGUUCUUCGGCUGCUGAGGGUGCUGCGGUCGCGGGUCUCGGAGGUGCUCGUAGUGGGAGUAAUGGAGCUGCUGGGCCUACGGGUUCGACUGGAGCUGGUGCUGCUGAGGGUGUUGGCGCUGAGACUACCAUUGGCGGUCCUACUGGGGGUGCUCCUGGUGCUGCUGGAGGUGCUGCUGGAGCGGGUGCUCCUGCUGAGGGUACUGGUGCUGUCCCUGCUUCUUCUGGCGUCGUCACGCGGCCUCGACCAUUAUUAUAG